AUGAUUGAGGAAGUCGUCGAUUUUGCAAAAGAAUUUUUGCAAAUACCCGUUGCACCGGAAGACGUGCCGAAAACGGCGAUCAUUUCACCGUUCAGACUGUUCAAGUUACGAUUUAUGACGUUUGGGCUUAAAAACGCGGCUCAAACAUUUCAAAGAUUCAUCGACGAGGUCACUCGUGACCUCGAUUUCGUCUUUCCAUAUGUUGACGAUAUUUUAAUCGAAUCUAACGACGAGAAGCAACACAUGGAGCAUCUAAAAAUUUUAUUCGAGCGUCUCCGUGAAUACGGACUGGUUAUUAAUGUACCAAAAUGCCAGUUUGGUCAACCAGAAGUAAAAUUUCUCGGCCAUGUCAUGACUAAAGAUGGAAUUAAGCCGUUACCGGAAAAAGUCGAGGCUAUUGUCAAUUUCGAGCCUCCUACCACCAACGCUGCAGAAAUUCAAGCACCGCUUAAUAAAAUUUUGAAAGGACCCGAAGUCAAAGGCUCUCAUCCAGUCAAGUGGACUUCUGAACUUCACGAGUCUUUUAAGUCAGCUAAACGAGCUCUCGCGGAUGCUACAUUGUUGAUUCACCACAAAAUCGAUACUGACUGGGCAAUAUUAACCGACGCAUCCGAAAUCGGUAUUGGAGCAGUUUUACAACAAAAAGUGGAUGACAACUGGCAACCACUGGCAUUUUUCAGUCGAAAAGUGCCCCCGUCGAUUCAAAAAUCGUCGACGUACGACCGCGAAUUGAACGCCAUCUACGAGGCUUUUAAAUACUUUCGACACAUAUUCGAAGGCCGGCAUGUUACGAUUUACACUGACCACAAGCCGCUUCAGCACGCUUACAAACAGCGCACCGAAAGAGCAUCGCCUCGGCAAUUUCGUCGACUCGACGUCAUCGGUCAAUUCACCACCGAUAUUCGGCAUGUGUCGGGUAACGACAAUAUUGUCGCUGACACAUUGUCACGUGUCGAAGCAUUAUCUAUUGCUAUCACGUCGCAAGAACUUGCCAAAGCUCAACAAACCGACGACGAACUUCAGCAGUUGUUACGUCAGACAACUGCUUUGAAUUUAAAAACAAUUCAACUCGAUAAUGGACCUGCACUGUAUUCUGACACUGCGUCAGGUACAGUGCGUCCAUACGUUCCAGGACCACUGAGGAAGAAAGUGUCCGACUCGCUACACACGCUCGCUCACCCUAGAAUUAAAGGAUCGCUGAAAAUUGUCUCCAAACGAUACGUCUGGCCGUCAAUUAAUAAAGAUUACCGUGAAUGGGCGAAAUCUUGCAUCGAUUGCCAGAAAAAUAAAAUCCAGAGACACGUGUCAUCGCCGAUCACCAGUUUUCAACCUCCAACUGAACGAUUCGAGCACAUACAUAUCGAUCUAGUGUCUUUAAAAUCGUCAAAAGGCUUUAAUCAAUGCCUAACGAUCAUUGCCCGAUUCACAAGGUUUCCUGAGGCUGUCCCGUUAUCAAAUGGAACUGCAGAGACGGUAGCACAUGCACUAUCGCUGCAUUGGAUUUCUCGCCACAGAGUACCUAAACGCAUUACCUCGGACCAAGCCGUUUUGCUCGGCUUACGCGCUGUUUGGAAAGACGACAUCCAGACGACUCCGGCUGAAUUAGUAUACGGUGAGCCUAUACGAUUACCCGGUGAGUUACUAUCUCCCACUGAUAAAACUACGCCUCAUAACAUCUUCAAUACUCUAAAACGUCAUUUCAACUCAUUGGCACCAACCGAAAUGUCGCGUCAUGGCAAGCAUUCUGUUUUCUGUUUCAGGAACCUUAGUACUUGCAGUCGUGUAAUGGUCGGUACAGGAACUCAAGAGGGCGCUAGCAGUAACAAAAGAACUACUUUAUUUACUAUGGAGGAAAUUAUGCAGGAGCUUCGAAAAAUUCGAAGAGAUUUAGAUGAUCAGAAAACCGCAAUAGAAAAAAGUGGAGAAAAAGUGACGGAAAAAGUUACGCAAAACAUAAACUGCAUAUUAGAAGAUAAGCUCAAGAUAUUCAACGAAAAAUACGAACAUUUAAAGGAAAACUGUGAAAAUCAAGAAAAACGACUAUAUUCUCUAGAAAAACAGGCAAGAAAAAACAACAUCGUCUUUUUCGGAAUAAAAGACACCGAAACAUCAUAUUAUCACCUUGAAAGUCUCAUAGUAAACUUUAUCAAAGAACAUUUCUCUUUAGAACUGGAUCGCAGGGAUAUUCAAGGAGUUAGAAGAAUAGGCAGGAAAGGGAAAAGACCUCGACCAAUUAUUGUCACUUUUUGUACUCUCGGCACGAAAAUUAAUUUGUUUAAAAACAGAAAUGCACUCAAAAAUACCGGCUACUACAUAACAGAAGAUUUCCCGCAAAAUAUUCUAGAAAAGAGGAAAGAGCUUCAAGAACAAGCAAGAAUCGGAAGGGAAAAGGGAAACCUUGUAAAAAUAAAAUACGACAAACUUGUUAUAAGUGGAAAAAACAAAGCAACUGGAAAUAACAAAUGA
Messenger RNA from Microplitis demolitor, 2466 nucleotides. Its product is annotated as retrovirus-related Pol polyprotein from transposon 412. The coding region runs from base 1 to 2466 and encodes 821 amino acids. The transcript is spliced from 5 exons. Gene Ontology annotation, molecular function: nucleic acid binding. NCBI's taxonomy places the organism in Eukaryota, Metazoa, Arthropoda, Insecta, Hymenoptera, Braconidae. The record is from RefSeq and is a predicted model, not a curated record.